Molecule: messenger RNA, 522 nt
Organism: Stegodyphus dumicola
Lineage: Eukaryota; Metazoa; Arthropoda; Arachnida; Araneae; Eresidae
Source: RefSeq, a predicted model, not a curated record
AUGCUUCGGAAGCCGCUGCCAGUUGUCUACUUGAUUUGUGUCGAUGAAGAUCACGGCUCGUCAUCUCAUCUACUAUCCAGCAAAUCUCGUGUGGCUCCAUUGAAAACCCUAUCUAUUCCAAGAUUGGAACUUUGUGCAUGCUUGUUAUUGGCUCAUCUGAUUUCAAAAGUUAGCAACUCAUUGAAGAUGCAUUUAGAUGACAUCAUUCUGUGCACUGAUUCAAAGAUAGCACUAUCAUGCUUGAAGACUUCUCCUCAUCUUUUGAAGACCUUUGUUGCAAAUAGAGUCUCCAAAAUCCAAAGACUAGUAGAGCCGCGACACUGGAAGCAGGUAUCAUCAGCAAAUAAUCCAACAGAGCUGAUUUCUCGUGGUACUUAUCCUCAUGAACUUGUGACAUCUUCUUUGUGGUGGAAUGGUCCUGAACAGAGAGAACUUAGAGAUGCUUCUUUUUUUGAAUUUGACAAGACUUUCAUAGAUUUUCCUGCUUAUCAGGAUGAACUUAAGAAAACCUUUAGUCAUUAA